Messenger RNA from Symbiodinium sp. CCMP2592, 957 nucleotides. The record is from the annotation of a GenBank genome assembly. NCBI's taxonomy places the organism in Eukaryota, Dinophyceae, Suessiales, Symbiodiniaceae.
AUGAUUCCAACGUUCGUCCUUGCUCGGCAGGUCACCAAGUUUCUGAACAAAUGGGUGGUGAAGAGCGAAUCUGCAGGAUAUUCCUCUUUCGUGAAUGAUGCCAUCAAGCAGGUGUACGAGGCAAUUGUCGCGAUGGACAUGGACCUCACCGAAACUUUCAAAAUGUUUGAUAAAGAUGGGGAUGGGACUGUCGACAUCAAGGAGGCGAAGCAGGUUCUAGAGAAGUUCAACCUCGGCCUGUCGUCAUCCCAGAUAGAUCGACUUCUUGGCCAGCUCUUUGCUACCUCGGUGGUUGCCGCUGACUCUGUGCGACUUUCCGUCCAGGAGUUCCUGGGGCACUUCACCACGGUCUACUCUGCGACAAACAAUGCAGACCUGCCGCGAUGGUGUCUCGAUACGCUGGGGCAAAUCGGCCGGCUGAUCAUCAAGACGAAGGCACCUGGUGCAGGAGAUGGCGAGUCUGGAGAUGCUACCAAGAUGUCCCAAGUCUUCCAAGAGAUCGACACGUCUGGUGAUGGAAUUCUGCAGCUGGACGAGUUUGUUGCUGGCAUCGAGAAGUUGCCGGGAUUGGACAAGUUAAUUGUGGAUGGGGAGCGCCUUUCGCACGAGAAGCUUGUGGACAUUUCGAAGGUCUUGGACGUGACGCAAGACGGCACUCUAAACUAUCUGGAGUUUCAGCAGGCUUUCCAACUGAAAGGUCAAGGCACGGCAGACUUGGAGAACAGCUUGGUGGAGGACCUCACUACGUUGCUCUUCCGUUAUCGAGUUCACAUCCGGACGGGCUGCCAGUUUCUCGAUGAGGUAGACAGUUGCAAGGUCUUGAGCGAGGAUUUCGAGAAUGUGCUUCGGGGCGUGAACAGUGCCCUGCAUUCGAACGAACAAGGCAUUUCAGAAUCUCAAAUCAAGCACCUGUCUUCUGCGCUGACUGUGGAGGACAUGCAGCCAGUGUUGUUGUAG